Molecule: messenger RNA, 1439 nt
Organism: Pseudo-nitzschia multistriata
Lineage: Eukaryota; Bacillariophyta; Bacillariophyceae; Bacillariales; Bacillariaceae
Source: the annotation of a GenBank genome assembly
CCUAUUCCUACUUGCAACGGAUAUCUUUGCCCCGUAACAAACCCAUCUCUAUCCAUCGAAGGGAACCGAAAGAAUCAAAAACCUUUCUUCACGAUGCCCGGAUCGCUAUCUCGUUGUUGCUACAUCCUCCUCCUCGCCUGCGCGACGGAGCACGCCAUGGGAUGGGUGUCUCCGCACCGGCAGGGUAUCUUCGGCCCCGGUCGGGUGUCCCCGGCCGGGAGCACCACCGGUUUGAACAUGGGAUUGCGGUCCGGCGUUCGGCGCGUCCGGGACUCUAUUCUCAGCAAGGAACGAACGCGUAAGGACCUGAAAAUCGGCAUCGCGGGAUUCUACGACCGGAGCUCGAAGCUCUGGGAAGACGUGUGGGGAGAGGUGCGAACACGAACGCGUGCAACGCGAUUGUUGGUUUGGUGUGCUCAUUCUCGAAAGCUGGGUGCCUGCUGGAUUGCUUUCGUUUCUCCUUGCCGCUCACCUUUGCUCCGUCCAUCGUUCUCUCUUCCUUCUUUCUCGUGUUCCAACAGCACAUGCACCACGGGUAUUACAUUCCAGAAGACCGCACCGAUCACGUCCAGGCCCAGAUCGAUCUGAUCGACGAGGUGUUGAAGUGGGCGGACGUAACGGAGGCUACCUCUGUCGUAGACGUCGGGUGCGGCAUCGGGGGAAGCAGUCGCCACAUUGCCCGAAAAUUCGAUUGCAAAGCCCAGGGCAUCACGCUGAGCCCGUACCAGGCAGCCCGCGGAAACGAGCUCGCGAUCGAACAGGGCCUUGCCGACAAGGCGUCCUUCCAGGUGGCGGAUGCCCUCGAUCAGCCGUUCGAAGACAACACUUUCGACCUGGCCUGGAGCUUGGAGAGCGGAGAACACAUGCCGGACAAGAAGAAGUUCGUCGACGAACUCUUUCGGGUAGUAGUUCCGGGCGGUCGCAUCCUGAUUGUCACCUGGUGCCACCGCGACCUGGAAGAAGGUGAAACCAGCCUUACGAAAAAGGAGGAGCGCAUCCUGGCUCGGAUCAAUCGAGCGUACUACCUCCCGAAGUGGUGCUCGGUUCAGGACUACGUAGAUCUUUGUAAGUUGUUUCGCAUUGGCACCGACACGGUCCGAAUCCUUUCUGGGCGUCUAGUGAAUGCUCUUUUACCACACUCUCACCCAUGCUGUUGCUGUUUGACAUGUGUUUAGUGGAAGCCAAGGGCGCAACCGAUGUUAAGCGCGAAGACUGGUCGUACAUCAUCGCUCCGUUUUGGAAGGCCGUCAUCAAGAGCAGCCUGAAUCUCAAGAGCAUUGUUGGACUCGCGAAAUCCGGAUUUUCGACGAUCCGAGGUGCCUAUGCCAUGUUCUUGAUGUUGCGGGGCUUUAAUCUCGGUGUCAUCAAGUUCGGUCUCAUCACCUGCACGAAACCUAAGAAUUAGUGUUGGCCGCGCGAGGAAGAAGCUGUAAGGACUA